This is a messenger RNA of Leishmania mexicana MHOM/GT/2001/U1103, 2175 nucleotides long. RefSeq names its product putative MCAK-like kinesin. NCBI's taxonomy places the organism in Eukaryota, Euglenozoa, Kinetoplastea, Trypanosomatida, Trypanosomatidae. The transcript has a single exon. Gene Ontology annotation, biological process: microtubule-based movement. The record is from RefSeq and is a predicted model, not a curated record. Bases 1 to 2175 code for a protein of 724 amino acids. Gene Ontology annotation, molecular function: microtubule motor activity; microtubule binding; ATP binding.
AUGGAGUCGCAGCUGAAGCAGCUGCUUGUUCAGGGUGGGCUGGAGCACACGGUGCAGGGCUUCGUCGACGGCGGCGUCACCUCGGUCCAGCAGCUAAAGCAGCUCACCAUGCAGGACUACCACUCCGUCGGCGUCAUCGUCAUGACGGACCGGCGGAAGCUCUUCGAGCUCAUCCAAUUUCUGAAGCGUGAUCGGGCGAACGGCAGCGGCGGCGGCAUGACACCUGCAGCACCGGUCGCGUCGACGGGCGUCAAGUCGCCGCCCCCGGCGACGGAGCCGGCGUCGCGUGUGCAGGCCCCCGCGUUGCCCACCCGCAUCCCUACGCCGUUGCGCCGUGCGACCCCGACGGAGGCGAUGCAGCGACGCGAGCGGGAAAGGGUGGCCGAGCAGCCGCGGCCGAUGUCGGCGCAGCGCCGUGACCCCAACACAGACGACGGCGAAAACGCCGCUCGCCCCGCCGCUGCGCCGGCAAAGCCGGUUUCACGCCCGGUGAGCCGCGUUGGAGCGUCGUCCCCCUCACCGUUCGGCCGUCGCGCAACCGGUGAAGGCGGUAACGCUCAGCGGCGUCGUGCCAGUCGGAUCACUGUCGUCAUUCGAAAGCGCCCCCUGAAUGCUAGCGAGCACGCCGACGGUCUCUACGACAUUCUCGCCACGGACCCCGACAACAACCACAUCAUUACGCUGCUGGAGCCACGCCAGAAGGUAGAUCUCACCCGCUACAUCGAGAAGCACCGCUUCACGUACGACAAGGUUAUGGACGACCGAAAGACCAACCGGGACGUGUAUGAGGAAGCCUGCAAGCCGUUGAUCGAGACCGUGUUUGAGGGCGGGUGUGCAACGUGCUUUGCUUACGGCCAGACGGGUAGCGGUAAGACAUACACCAUGCUAGGUAAGGACAAGCAGGAGGGCUUGUACCUGAUGGCGGCCAAGGACCUCUGGUCGCGACUGAGCCGCGGCAUGGGCAUCAACGUCUCUUUCUUCGAGAUCUAUGGCGGCAAGCUGUACGACUUGCUGAACGAGCGCGAGCGUUUGGCGUGUAGGGAGGAUAGCCGCGGUGUCAUCAACGUCUGCGGCCUGACGGAGCACCGCGUCGACAGCACCGACCACCUCAUGGAGAUCAUCGACUACGGCAACACCAUCCGUGCGGCGGGAUCAACUGGCAUGAACGCCGACUCCUCGCGCUCGCACGCCAUUCUGCACAUCACCAUCGUGAAUGAAAAGAACCGCUUCUUCGGCCGCUUUACUUUCAUCGAUCUUGCCGGCUCUGAGCGCGGUGCUGACACGCUGGAUAGCGACCGCACCACGCGGCUGGAGGGGGCGGAAAUCAAUAAGUCUCUGUUUGCCCUCAAGGAGUGCAUCCGCGCGUUAGACCAGAAUCACCGCCACAUUCCGUUUCGCGGGUCUAAGCUGACGGCGGUGCUUCGUGACUGCUUCAUGGGCAACAGCCGCACGGUGAUGAUCGGCAACAUCAGCCCCGCCAGUGGCAGCUGCGAGCACACACUCAACACGCUUCGCUACGCCGACCGUGUCAAGGAGCUCAAGAAAGACAGGUCCAGCCACAGCGCGGCGGAGGAGAUUAUGAUGGGGCAGAUGCCUACGGAGCACAUCGAAACCGUCGGCAUCUCCGGCUCCUUUGCGCAACGUCGUGCGAAGGAGCGUGUGAUCACGAGCUCGCGUUCCUCCAGUCAGACACGCACGCGCGAGCCCGGAACACCAAACCAGAAGAUGAUCAACAGCUUUCAUCGACACGGCGACGAUAGCUCCGAGAACACGCUUCGGUCCAACCGCAGCUUUGGCUCGCGCCCCGUCACCAGCGGUUCCCCGCAGAAGAAGUCUUACCACCGCCCGACCCCGACCCACAGCCGUGGUCCGAGUGGCAUGUCUUCGGCGAUGCCCACGCCUAUGGGUGAUGACUCACGGUACGACAGCGGCGACAGCCUCGACGCUGAGGAGGACAACCUGAUUCUGGCACACCGCCAUCACAUCGACUGCAUGAUGGAGCUCCUGAAAGAUGAGAUGACGCAGCUGAACGCUGCCGAGAAUCCGGAGAACUCGAUGAGUGGGUACUGCAGGCGUGUCGACGCCAUUCUCUCCUCACAGGUGCGCCGCAUCGAGGAACUGCGCCGACAGCUCGAUCAGUACACCCGCCAUGCUGGUGCCGCUGGCCGCCGCUGA